Molecule: messenger RNA, 3145 nt
Organism: Antechinus flavipes (yellow-footed antechinus)
Lineage: Eukaryota; Metazoa; Chordata; Mammalia; Dasyuromorphia; Dasyuridae
Gene: VWA1
Product: von Willebrand factor A domain containing 1
Exons: 6
Coding region: 221-1708 (495 amino acids)
Molecular function (GO): protein binding
Source: RefSeq, a predicted model, not a curated record
AGGAGGAGGAGGAGAAGGAGGAGGACGAAGGAGUCGGCUGCCCGGGACCCAGCCCAGCUGCAACUGCAGCGGCAGCGCCAGCAGCCCCGGCGCUAGCGCGUGGAGGGCAGGAGAAGGGCCGAGGGGCCCUACUAUGCGCUGCCCCCGCCCCUCUGGUCGCCGGCUCAAGUCCCGCGUCGGCGGAGAUUCGGGGUAGAGACCUCGCGCGGCGGCGGCCGCUAUGAUUGUCUGGGCGGCCCUAGGCCUCCUCUGCCUGCAGCUGGCUUUGGGGCAGAGCAUACCUGAGCCAGGCCCUGCCACACACUCUCCGGCUGCCCAGGGUGACCUCCUCUUCUUGCUGGACAGCUCAGCCAGCGUCUCCUACUACGAAUUCUCUCGGGUGAAGGAGUUUGUGGGGCAGUUAGUGCAGUCACUGCCCUUGGGCUCAGAGGCUGUGCAAACCAGCAUGGUACUUGUGGGCAGUAAGCCCACGGUCGAGUUCCCCUUUGACCAGCACCGCUCAGGAGCUGCCGCCCAGGAGGCCGUCCGGGCCGCCAAACAGCUGAUGGGGGAUACCAACACCGGGCUGGCCCUGGAUCUGGCCAAAGAGCAGCUGCUCACCGGCAAGGCGGGCGCUCGGCCCGGCGUGCGCAAGGUGCUGGUGUGGGUGACCGACGGCGGCUCGAGCGACGAGGCGCAGGCCCCCAUGCAGGCGCUCAAGGACAUGGGGGUGACCGUCUUCAUCGUCAGCACUGGCCGAGGCAACUUCCUGGACCUCUCUGCUGCCGCCUCCCAGCCCCCCGAGAAGCACCUGCGCUUUGUGGACGUGGAUGAUUUGCAAAUUAUCGUCCCUGAGCUGCGGGGCUCCAUCCUUGAGGCAAUGCGGCCCCAAGAACUUCAUGCUGCCGAGGUGACAUCUCAUAGCUUCCGCCUGGUAUGGCCACCCCUGCUGUCUGGUGACUCUGGCUACUACCUGUUGGAGGUGGCCCCCAGCGCUGACCCUGGCGCCAAGCAGAGCCGCCACUUGCUUGGGAAUGAGACCAGCUGGUUCUGGGAUGGCCUGAAACCCAGUACCACCUACAAGGUGGUCUUGGUGCCGGAGUCCAACCUACACUACCUGGCCCCACAGACUAUUCAAGUCACUACCCUGGAAGAAGAGAUCAGCCCAUCCCGGAUCCUCAUCUCCCACUCAAAGCCUCAGAGCUUUCACGUGAGCUGGGCCCCGACUCCUGCGAGCGUGCUCCGGUACGAGGUCCUGUACGGACCCCUGCCUGGGGGUGAAGCCCGACUCCUCGAGGUGCCCGCCACCGAGAACAGCACCACGCUGGACAACCUGUCUCCCAACACCACCUACCUGGUCACCGUGGCUGCCAUCUAUCGCUCUGGCCGAGAGAAAGCUCUGUCGGCUAAGGCUUGUACGCGAGAAGUGGCCUCCAAGAUUGGGCGCCUCUACUUCCAGAGCCUGGGCCCUAGCACCGUGAGGGCCUCAUGGGACUCAGCAGAGGGCGACGUCCAGGGUUACCGGGUACGGUGCCGACGGCAGGUGGGGCCCCCGUCCCUUCUCAGCGUCUCGCCACAGACCCAUAGCGUCAUCCUCACGGACCUGGCCGCCGGCACCACCAACCACGUGUGUGUGACGCCCAUCUACCAGAAUCACACGGGGCCUCGCAGUUGCCAGACGGUCCGCAUGCACCCUGUCACACCGGCUCCUGAGUAUCGACCCACUUAGCCAUAUCCCAAGAUGCCCUUACUCCCAAAUAACAGGAGAGCUGAGCCUUUCCAUCAGAAACAGCCCAGAGGGGAAAGCACUGGGCUAAGGAGAUUGGGGAGAGAAGACGGAAUCUCUGUGGCUAGUCGGUCCCUCUGAGCCCCAUCAGUCCUUUCCCAUCCCUUGCAGGGUGCCUACAUGCAGCAGGUCAGCAGUCAGCUUGGGUCCAAUCGGGUGGUCCGUGAGGACUUGGGUCCAAAGCCUGAGGUGCUGAUGGCUCGGCUGUGGGCCGUAGGCUCACGUUCUUCUCUCUUGUACUAACACACAUGUUGUUGAUGACCUGCCAAAAUGAAGAGUUGAGGAGGUGGGAAGGUAUUAGCUGAGACCUUGCCUCUAUUUUCCUGGGCCCGGUUUCCCUAGAAGAUGGUGGGGUUGGAUGGGGAUCGUGACUCAAGUCUUGGUCAGGGAAGCCGAGCAGGGGUGGCCGUGGAUAUAGAAUGUAGGCAGGUGAGAGAAACUGGCCUGAUCUCUGCCCUCUCAAAUUUGCUCCCUCCUAAUCCUAAAGGAUUCCCUCCAACAUGAGAUUUCCCCCUAAUUAGGUCUCCAUCCGUUCAUUUUUUUGCCAUGUGGCAGAGCCUUUUCUUAAUGCAGAUUUCCUCCCUGCCUCUGAGAAGGGGUCUCCAGGAGGUCCCUAACACACAAGGAUGUAAGAAUUGCAUCAGAUCUUUCUCCAAGGUGAGGAACAUCCAAGGCGAGGGCUAGGAGGGAUCCAUGUUUGAGCAGAAAAUACUUUAUUUUUAAAUUAAAAAAAAAAACCAGUUCUUCUCUGGGUUGCUGCCUGGUCGGCUGGUUCUUAGGCGACAGACAGAUUCUGUCAGUGGGUCUGUACUUGACCUGAGCUCCAAACCACAGCCCAAAGCCACCUCUGUGCCAAGCGAGGUGGACAAAUUCUAUUCAAGUCAACCAAUGUUAAGUAUCUGUCACGUGCCGGACACUAGGGGUACGAGAUGAAAAGUGGAUGUGGCCUUGUCCUCAAAGAGCAUAUAUUUACUAGAGUCAUUGGAAGGGUCUAUUGGUGGAGCAAACUCCUCAGAAUCUAAAGCCACUUUGUUCGCGUGCCCCAGGGUGGGGGCAAUGGGAAAGGGCUCUAUUUUCAGUGAAAUGCCCUGUCCCACCCUCCAAGGGGUUCUGGUUUCUCUUGUACUCUGCUACCCCUUUUUAAUAUUAGUUCCUCUCUGUGGUCCAGUGGGGAUGGCCCUGGGAUGCUUCUAACUCCCAAGAUCAUGCUGGGUAGGGCUCCAAAGGGAGUCCUGAGGUCAUAUCCUAGUCAGUGGAUGUACCGUUCACCUACUGAUUGUUGCACGGGCUAUCCCAAACUAACUGAAUGCUUUGUUUUUCCCUUGUUUUCCCAUUAAUGUAACAGACUUUAAAAUAUAAUAAAUUAAGCCUACACAUGGA